Thamnophis sirtalis is the source of this 763-nucleotide messenger RNA. Lineage: Eukaryota; Metazoa; Chordata; Lepidosauria; Squamata; Natricidae. The record is from RefSeq and is a predicted model, not a curated record.
GGAAUGUCUGUCAUUUGAAGGAUUUUGUCAUGUCUUAACUUUCAUAGAAGAACUGGUAGCCAAAGUACCUUCUGUAGGCUCGGCAUUAUAUGAGAGAGGAACUGCUAAUACAGCAGAACGAGAGAAGCUUAUAAGCCUCUGUAAUAAAGGUGGCAACUUGGCACAAGAAAACGCUGAGGCGUGUGAAGCGCUUGUCCUUUAUCAACUUCAGACAUUAUUACAAAAUACAAUGAAUGGACACCUUUUACGAAAUGAAAUGCUUAAUUACCAAAGGGAAAGACUGAAUGAAGAACAAAGCAGAUCUGAAUUGACACCUUAUUUUGCUAAGCUAUGGGAACGUUUAACCAAACAUAUCUUAUUGUUGCAAAACUACCACAUUUUAAUCAGACAAGAUGUAAAAGACAUGUUUGGUGCCCUGUUGAUUUUGGAGAAUCAUGAACAAGAAAAGCCGGUCAGUAUGUUACCUAACUUCCUGCGUGUUUGGCCAACAACUAAUGAAGUAUUUGGUUUUUAUCUUUCAGGUUUGAACAUCAAUGGCUUAAAGGAAGAAAAAAGUAAUGGAACCAGUUCUGAGCCCAGUUUUUCAUCUCUGGAGAGGAAAAGCUCUUUGUCAAGAGAUGAAAAUGAAAGAGGAAUAAUAUCUACAAUAAAAUCUAAAGCUUUUUGGGGAGAGAGUGAUGACAGCAAUUCUGAUAUUGAAGAAGCCCUACGCCCCCAGGAACACUGUUCACAAGAAGAUGGAUUCAGUGAUUUCUAUGAUUAA